Molecule: messenger RNA, 297 nt
Organism: Chaetomium strumarium
Lineage: Eukaryota; Fungi; Ascomycota; Sordariomycetes; Sordariales; Chaetomiaceae
Product: ankyrin repeat-containing domain protein
Exons: 1
Cellular component (GO): nucleus; cytoplasm
Molecular function (GO): protein binding
Source: RefSeq, a predicted model, not a curated record
GGAAUGACGCCGUUUGCUUAUGCCUGCAGGUCGAGCGGGAUUGGUGUUGUGGAACUCAUCUUGGACAGCUACCUACUGAGGGACGGCCUGGUGAACCCCGACUCGACAGACAACGAUGGAAUGACGCCGCUUGCUCAUGCCUGCAAACGGGGCAGCAUUGGUGUUGUGAAACUCAUCUUUGACAGCUACCUACUGAGGGGUGGCCUGGUGAACCCAAACGCCAGAGACAAGAGUGGUUUAACCCCGCUGGCUCAUGCUUGCCGCUGGGGCCGGGGGGAAAUAAUCGAGCUUUUUCUG